AUGUUAUCGCGUUUUAUUUUAUUUUGCGAUAGUCGCCAUAAGCUUGGAGAUAACAAAUGUUAAUUAUUAGAAAAAAGCGUUGAGCAAAAAUACAAUCGAAGCGACAUUGUAUACCCAGCGUGAUAAAUCGAAACACUCGACGUUUCUGAUAUAUCUAAUACUUAUUAUCAGAUAGUGGGUUCAUUUUCCUCUUCACUGGAUUCUUCUCAUUUUUAUAGCACGUGCGCUCCUAUAUUAUCGCGCAAAGUACCACGUGCAUGAAUCCGUCUUGUCGUAGGUCUCGUGUCGGAUAAGUUCCAAGUCGUACAUCAACCAGAACAUUCUGGCAGAUUUCUACAGAUUUUACGAUGUUCGAAAACCUGACAAAAUAAUUUUCAUAAUUCGGUACCCUUCAAUCUUGCUUCUAUUUAUGGGAGAGAACAACGACCGCAAAAACAGUUUCUAUGCGUGUAAAAUAUAUAGUAUCGUAGAGGAAAGCAACAAAUGACUUUUCAUUUGUGCGGAACUCGGAGGAAUCUGUACAUGACUGAUAUUCGUAGAGUUUGUUUUAUUGUUCGUUCGCACAAACAAAUUGGCGAACAAGAAUUAUGGUCAGAGUACACACGGAUGUUUUCGAAAAUUUGCGCGAAAAUCUGACGUUUCACGGGGAAAUAGAAGGAAACGUAUCUUGGCCGCCGGUGUCGAGUUUAAAAUUAAAGCGGAGACCGUGCUUCCAAGUCUUAUAUUUAGGAUGACGCGCAGGCGCGAUCCGAUUAGAAAUCCCGUGGAAGACUUAGAAUUUCUGGUUCCCUCGAAAUCCAUUUGCAGAUCGUGAUUUUCACGAAACGCUUUCGACAUCGAAGGAAUAUUUGUGAGGUGCUUUCUCGUGCAUUGCGGAAUCGUUUAACUCGUGCGCGUCACGUUGGGUCGAAAGUUAGCCAGAUUGUACGUGUAGAUCAUCAAGCAUCUCGGAAUACCCUCGCCCAAACUUUUCUUAAAGAGUCGUGUUAUUAAGUUUACGGUAAAAAAAUAAUAAAAUGGAUCUCGGGGGUGUGGAUGUCUGGGGUCAGAUCGCCGUGGAAACGUCUCAAAUGUUCGUUUCCGAGGGUGGCGUCGUUAAAAGUCGCUUCGCGGGUACAACGAUAGAAAAAUUGCCGGACAAGGUGCUAUUGAACGUCUUUAACUAUCUGUCUCAUCGCGAGAUCUGCAGAGUAGCACGUGUAUGCAAGAGAUGGAGGCAAAUCGCAUAUGAUACGCGAUUGUGGUCGCAUGUAUCUCUGCGUCCGGAAAUCAGCGGAUUACACGUAAAUUCGUUGGAUUAUCUACUGCAUUUGAUCAGCACGCGUUUUGGAGCUUCUUUGAGAUACAUAGAACUGCCGAUCGAAUUGAUCACCCAUACGGUUCUCCACGAAUUGGCGAACAAAUGCCCGAACUUGACGCACAUGCUCCUUGACUUCUCCACUGCCAUGCAAUUACACGAUUUCUCCGAAAUGCAAGCCUUUCCGACUAAACUCAAGUACAUGUGCAUUUGUCUGUCGGAGGUAAUUUUCAUGGAAGGUUUCAUGAGGAAAAUCUACAACUUUAUCAACGGUCUAGAAAUUCUUCAUCUGAUAGGAACGUACGAAAAAGUGGAAGAGGAAGAAGAAGAGAUCUACGAAGUGAUAAACGUGCAUAAAUUGAAAUCAGCGACUCCGAACUUGCGAGUGAUCAAUUUAUAUGGGAUCAAUUUCGUAGACGACUCCCACAUCGACGCGUUUUCUUCCAAUUGCAUUCAGCUUGAGUGUUUGGCCGUAAAUUUCUGCGCGAAGGUCACUGGGUCCACAAUGAAGACGUUAUUUCAAAGGAGCAGAAGAUUGAGGUGUCUCCUCAUGCAAGGAACAAAUCUCCAAAGCGACUACGUGAUGCAGGUGGAAUGGGAGAAGUCUAGUAUCCAGGAGUUGGACGUUACCGCGACAGAUUUGUCGACGGAUUGUCUGAUUGACAUGUUGACCAGAAUUCCGGGUCUUCGCUUCCUGAGCGCGGGCCAGUUGAACGGCUUCAACGACAGCGUGUUGAAAGCGUGGGCCGAGGCCGGGAAUCCGCGAAACCUUAUCGCUUUGGAUUUGGGCAGUUCCGAUAAUCUGACCGACGACGGGCUGCAUAAGUUUUUGUCGCGAUAUGGUCACCAAUUAUGGGGAUUAGCUCUAUCGGGUAUGCCGCACAUCACCGAUCAACUAUGGCAAAGCGUGUUGCCCAUAUUGACCAACGCCAAAAUCCUCGUGAUGGGAACACAGGAAAGGCUUGGCGUGAACAUUCACGUGGACCAGUUGAUGGACGGAAUUGCCAACAAUUGCCCGAAUUUGGAACGGUUGGAGCUGCGUUGGGAUCCAGAGAAUCUUCGAUUCUCCGAUAAGAGUCAGAAGGCUAUAGACAUACUUCGCGUGAAGUGCAUUAAGUUACGAUGUUUAAGCUUGAGCGAUGGAAGAUACUAUGAGAUAGUUAAGGCCAAUUUCGAACGUGCCGAUAGACUGACGGUCGUACGGACGACCACAUGCUGUCGCGUCUCUAAUUACUACCUCUUAGCCAAUUACAAAGAUUUAGUUUUUAAUUAAUUUUUAUGAUAAGCUGUUCACACAAAGCUGUAAGGGAUCUAUGAACGAAUUUCUAAAUAAUAUUGAAUUACUGAGAUGAAUAAGCAUAUCGAGAAGGAAUAAUGAGUCUAUCUACGACUGUUUGAGUAUUUAUCCCUGGUAUUACAAGAUGAAAUGCGAAAGAUAACGAUAUACAUAUUUUUUUACUCUAUUUUCAAGCGUGUAGUAUUGGUAAAAAAAAACAUUUUAGACCUAAUUUCCUUAUCCCACUGUUAUACUUAAUCGAAGAAAGAAAGACAAAAUGAGAUUGAGAAAUUAUAAUUGUUAUCAAUGAAAAUCAUUAUGAAGAACCUUGAGAAAUAGAGGCGCAAAUGUAAUUAGAUUUAUCGCGCUAAAAAAAAUUCGUCAGAAUAUAAUAUUGACACGAUAGACACGCACAAUGAUUGUUUUAGUGUUGGUAAUAUCGAUUAUUCGCUAAUUUAUUCAUGCAUCCGUGUAGACGACGACGACGUCGCACUGGCCACGGCUGGUCGGUCGAUUUCAUUCUCUAGCCUAGCCACAUGCCAGACCUUUCGUUUAUAUGUUGCGUUAUAGUCGACGCAGAACCGUCGUGUGGCUUACACGACUUUUCGCAUGAUUCCCGUAAUUUUUCGUCCCUAUCGUUGUGUCUCCUUCCUCAUUGCUCGUUUCAUCCCCGAUCUUCCGUCAUGUCUGACAUCGAGGAAGAUCUGACCACAAAGAAGCUGAAGAUUGUCCUAGUUGGUGAUUCCGGGUCCGGCAAAGUGAGUUUUCCAAUCUUCUCAGCGCUCGCUUUGUCACUUCAGUAAUUAUGUUACAAAUUGUAUUAAAGAACGGUUAACGUAAGUUAUUUCUUUUCACAAGAAUCACAAAAAAACGUCCUCAUACAAAAAUUGAAAGUGUAAUUAAAAUUAUUGACAAGUUUGCAUUUUUUAUAUUUUCGUUAAACAUUGCAAUUAAUUUUAUUUACGAUCGUGUAAUUUUGAAUGAAGGUAUACAAGUGUUGUAGAUGUAAAUACUUGUAACUCGUAUAAUUAAAUCGUUUCGAGUUCAGUGUGCCUGAACUUCGAAGAGUCAAGCAA
Molecule: messenger RNA, 3649 nt
Organism: Ceratina calcarata
Lineage: Eukaryota; Metazoa; Arthropoda; Insecta; Hymenoptera; Apidae
Gene: FipoQ
Product: F-box/LRR-repeat protein FipoQ
Exons: 8
Coding region: 1017-2570 (517 amino acids)
Biological process (GO): positive regulation of protein ubiquitination
Molecular function (GO): protein binding
Source: RefSeq, a predicted model, not a curated record